AUUCAAUAUUAAAACCUUUGCACACUCUUUCUCCACAACUUGCAUCACGAAGUUGUACCUUCUCCACAAACAUUGGUACAUUUAAAGUGAAUGGAACUAAUUGGCUCCGAUGGGCGGCGGAAUUGAUUCCCGAGCACAGUGCCCUACACAGUCUGCAUAUAGUACGCUGCAUAUACUUGAGAGGAAGGGUAAGUCUCCUGAAAAAUAGCGAAAAUGGAGAGUGGAGAUACCCGAAAGGUAUCAGUGGAGGAUAUACAGGUGCUUUACAUGAGCCGGGAGGAGGUCGUGAGUACCUUGCUACACAAGGCGAAAAUCGAGCCUGGUUUUACCGAGCUCGUAUGGCAAAAGCUGGAAGCGGAAAAUGCGGAAUUUUUCAGGGCGUAUCAAUUGAGGCUCGUGGUGAAGGACCAGAUUAUACAGUUCAAUCAACUGCUCGAGAGACAGUUCAAGCUAAUGCAUCAGAUUUCCAUGCCUAAUGGAUCUCAUAUUCAUUCACAGUUGGCGCUUGAUACGGCUAGUCAUGCUGAUGUGGCGUUAAAAUCGGAGCCCGAUUAUGAUGAUGGCUCUGUGGUGAUAAAAUUGGAGCUCGGUUAUGAAGACGAUCCAGGCUCGGAUUUUGUGUUUGGUUCGGAUGAGAAUCUUCUAGAAAGCUGUGAUGCUAUUGGGGAAACACCGGUUUCUCCUUUCAAUGAGGAUCAUGAAUCGAGUCCACAGGUUUUGAGUGAGAGGAUGCUGGAGCAAGAGUCGAGCUCGUUUGGAUUCUUGAGGCAGAUACCUCGUAACUUCAGUUUGUCGGAUUUGACCGUCGAUUUUUCGAGUAGUAAUGAAAUACAAGAGAGAUUACUCGACCCUUGUGUGAAGGACGAACACGAAGGUGACUCUGCACUAUUUGGAACUUGGCCGGAGCAUGCAAACAGGGCCCAGUUGGGCCGCAGUUUCUCGGACAAGAAUGGGCUUUCUUGACAUGGGCCCAUUAGCUCAAUGUGAAUAGAACAGAACUAUCUCGUAAGAGCAUGGAUCCAGGCCGGUGAUUAAAGAAAUUUCACGAUAGAUGGGUUCGGCUCGGUUUUGCUCAUUUCGUGUUGUGGCCUAAUUGGCUCAGUUGCCAUAAAUCAUAAUCAAUUGACAGUCCUAGGCUCCCAGCAAAAACCCAUUUGUAUCAUUUUUUUUUUUCUUUUUCUUUUU
Molecule: messenger RNA, 1185 nt
Organism: Striga asiatica
Lineage: Eukaryota; Viridiplantae; Streptophyta; Magnoliopsida; Lamiales; Orobanchaceae
Source: the annotation of a GenBank genome assembly